Messenger RNA from Aureobasidium pullulans EXF-150, 546 nucleotides. RefSeq lists its product as uncharacterized. The transcript has 3 exons. The record is from RefSeq and is a predicted model, not a curated record. NCBI's taxonomy places the organism in Eukaryota, Fungi, Ascomycota, Dothideomycetes, Dothideales, Saccotheciaceae. Bases 1 to 546 code for a protein of 181 amino acids.
AUGUCCAGCGCCUCUCGCUCCCUCGACCACCCCCUCUUCUCCACUUCGUUCAAGAACAAAAUGCACUACAUCCAAAUCGCCCUUGUCACCACUGUGAUCAUCCUCACCGGCGUUCGCAUCGCCCUGAAACCUUCUUUUCUUCCGGUCACUCGCUCCGACACCAUGGCCAUCGUAAUGGGCGUCAAAACCAUCGUAGUAAUCACCUACCAACUCCUCACAACACACAUCUCCUCUCUCAAACGUUUCCGCAGCACAAAAGCCUACCUCAUCCUCAAUUCCCUCGAAGUGGUUUUCUGGCUCGCGGUCAUGGUCUUGACAGGAAUGGGCAUGUCAAGGUAUUGUCAAGGUUCCUACUGCGGCAUCAGCGUUGUGAUUCUCCUACUCGCAUUGGUCAUCAUGACAUUUUCGUUCUGGACUGCCGUCGUCUCGAAGAAAUUGCGACGAGAGGAAAAGUAUGCUGUUGGUUCUUCUCUGCCUACCUAUCAGAACCAGAUGGAGGAUUCGCCCACCAAGCCUGCUGCUGCAUACACGACUUACCAAGUCUGA